Molecule: messenger RNA, 367 nt
Organism: Acanthoscelides obtectus
Lineage: Eukaryota; Metazoa; Arthropoda; Insecta; Coleoptera; Chrysomelidae
Source: the annotation of a GenBank genome assembly
CCAAAAUCCGCCAACGUCGAUUCAUUACUGCUGCUGAAAUAUUCAUUUUUAGAGCGUUCGUGAAUUAAUAAAAAGCAGUCUAAAAACCGGAAUGUCCAACUGAUAAGGCUGAAAAUUUUUUCACUUGUUAUUUGCAGUAAGAUAAAUACAUUCACCAACUUUUAUUAAAAUAAAACCAUUUAAACUGGGUGUUCGGAUAUAUAUGUCACUUAGUAUACAUCAAGAGACAAUAAUUUCCUUCGUUGUAAAAUAUCGAAAGCAAUAAGACUAACUUGGUAUUUUACAAGCAGAAAAAUAAGUGUUGAGAGAAGCUUGCCUGGGUGAAUUUGUUAAAAACGGAUAGUGGGGUAUCUAUUCCUCGAAUUAC